AUGGUGCAAGAGGCUUCCCAAUCGGAGACUUCCCCAGGCAAUUUGCUGUUGGAAGUCAUUGCGAAACAAGUGAAGUGCCAUCGGCCGGAAGUGAAUUCGGACAGCUCGAUUGAGGGUAGUGACCUGGAGUAUUAUUAUACUGACAGCGAUAGUGAGGAAAGUGAAUCUGAUGGCGAUGAUGAUGAUUAUGACGAUGAGAAGUAUCAAUCUGAGGCGGAAUUCAACGAUUUGGAGAAUGUUGCUCCGUCAGCCGAGGACGUUCCUCGAGAAAUCAGUAUAAAGAAAUGCCUGUGA
Messenger RNA from Penicillium subrubescens, 294 nucleotides. RefSeq lists its product as uncharacterized. NCBI's taxonomy places the organism in Eukaryota, Fungi, Ascomycota, Eurotiomycetes, Eurotiales, Aspergillaceae. The record is from RefSeq and is a predicted model, not a curated record. The transcript has a single exon. Bases 1 to 294 code for a protein of 97 amino acids.